Molecule: messenger RNA, 432 nt
Organism: Helobdella robusta
Lineage: Eukaryota; Metazoa; Annelida; Clitellata; Rhynchobdellida; Glossiphoniidae
Exons: 1
Coding region: 1-432 (143 amino acids)
Source: RefSeq, a predicted model, not a curated record
AUGGGUUUGAUAGAGGAAGGAGCCUUUAGGCCUGAUGGUUACACUAUCACCCCAUGGGCUCAGGGACGGUCCCUGGCUUGGGACGUUACCUUACCCCACACUAUGGCUGACCGAUAUAUCGGCUACACUUCAGUUGAAGCGGGCACUGCUGCCCUUAAAGCGUCCGAUUUCAAAAAUGAAAAAUACGUUUCAUUAAACAAUUUAAGCAAAAUAUUUCAACCCAUUUGCAUUGAAACGUUCAGACCAACAGAUAAGCACACAUCAUUAUUUAUUAACGAAUUAACAAGAAAAAUAGUUAAUAUAACGGGUGAUCCUAACGAAGGCAAUUAUUUAAAACAAACUCUUUCACUUUUAUUACAAAAAUUUAAUUCCUUUUGCAUUCUGGAUGGAGCUGCUAGAUACCUGACUGUGCGAGACCAGGGACGUAGAUAA